Messenger RNA from Branchiostoma floridae (Florida lancelet), 632 nucleotides. RefSeq lists its product as uncharacterized. The record is from RefSeq and is a predicted model, not a curated record. Bases 55 to 594 code for a protein of 179 amino acids. The transcript is spliced from 3 exons. Lineage: Eukaryota; Metazoa; Chordata; Leptocardii; Amphioxiformes; Branchiostomatidae.
CGUUUAGAGCGGUUAGUGUUGCGGUUUCCAAACGUCCCUCGCACUGUCUGAAGUAUGUACCUGUUGCUGACCCUCGCGCUGGUGGCGGCUGUCCAGGCGGUCCCGGUGAAGGAUGCGGUCCCGCUGGACAUGCAGCUCGCUCAGGCCCGCGCGUCGGGCUCCAACCCUGUCGGUAUUAACGAAGACACCACCUGCUACAACCAUCCGCAAUCCAGCCCCAACGCCGUCAGCGCCCCGUUCUACCACGGCACGACCCCGCUGAGCCUGCGGCGGUCCGUGGACGAGGUGGCGACCCUCCUCCCCAUGCACCGGGUCAUCAUCUUCCGUAACGUGGUCUUCGAGUGGGGGGUCGGCGCCAACAACUUUGAAGACAAGGUUGCCUGGGAGGGUGUCCGUGAGCCGUCUGACUGCUCGGUGAGCUGGUCCGGCAGCGCCGCCGGGUCCUCCUCCUGUACCCUGCAGCAGGCCAUGGACUUCAGCCGCGGCUACAAGACUCGCUACGGCAGUUACGACCUCCUGUCCAACAACUGCCAUCUCUACGUCAACCGUAUGAUGAACUACCUGGUCUCCGGCUGCACUCGCUACCCGGCCUAGGUCAGCAAUCUUCGGGAAUCACAAUCGGCACCUGUCGG